This is a messenger RNA of Fulvia fulva, 819 nucleotides long. RefSeq lists its product as uncharacterized. The record is from RefSeq and is a predicted model, not a curated record. The coding region runs from base 1 to 819 and encodes 272 amino acids. The transcript is spliced from 2 exons. NCBI's taxonomy places the organism in Eukaryota, Fungi, Ascomycota, Dothideomycetes, Mycosphaerellales, Mycosphaerellaceae.
AUGACACUACCGCGCAAAGUCGAAGACAUGGAUGUGGCAGAGUACAUUGCAUCGCAGUCGAGAGACGCAUUCUCUGACUUCAACCUCGUGCCGAUCGCAAUCACGGAGGGCUCACUCAAGGGCCAAGUCGUCGUGCAAGUCAAGCGCAAGACACCCUUUCGCUUUCUUGAUUUGCCGGCCGAGCUGCGUAACAGAGUCUAUGAGCUCUUGUUGGUGAAAGCACAACCGAUCGUUCUAUGGUCAAGUGGGCAGCCUAGAAAGGUCUAUCCAAGCAAGCAUGAGCGUCUUGAUGUGAAGUUCCAGGAUGACCCACCGGAGACUACCGCUCUACUUCGGGCAAACAGGCAGAUUCGCGGCGAAGCUACGCCGAUCCUAUACGGCAUGAACACAUUCGAGCCAGUAGAUCCAGAAACCGCGGCAGUCUUUCUGGAAGAAAUUGGCGCUUCAAGACGCUAUCUUACAGCAUUCGACUUCACCUGGACAUUUGAAUUACCAAUGGCUUUCAAGGCAUGCGACGCUCUGAUACUUCCCAACAUCAAGCACGUCGCGAUCCAUCCAUAUGAUGUGUACAGGUUCUGGACCGAUGAAUGUGACGAGGAUCACUGGGAUUGCGGCGCUGAGAUGGCGCAGAAGCUUAAGAAGUUCUUAUUGCACGUCAAAUCCAUUUCAGAGCAUCCAGUCGACCCCGAGAAGGUUCUCGAUGUUAUGGUUUUGGAGCGCCAUCGAGGCAACUUCACCAGUAACGAGAUCGCCGAACAAGCCCAAAAGUGCAUGGAUAUGUUUCGGAAGGUUGCUAGGACCUACCUCGACCCGGAAUAG